Messenger RNA from Scleropages formosus (Asian bonytongue), 4639 nucleotides. It is a transcript of the gene stxbp5a, whose product is annotated as syntaxin binding protein 5a (tomosyn). The record is from RefSeq and is a predicted model, not a curated record. Lineage: Eukaryota; Metazoa; Chordata; Actinopteri; Osteoglossiformes; Osteoglossidae. Gene Ontology annotation, molecular function: GTPase activator activity; syntaxin binding; myosin II binding. Gene Ontology annotation, biological process: Golgi to plasma membrane transport; exocytosis. The transcript has 27 exons. The coding region runs from base 766 to 4191 and encodes 1141 amino acids. Gene Ontology annotation, cellular component: cytoplasm; SNARE complex; plasma membrane.
CAGUAUUUUUAUUGGCGCUUUUAUAUCAGAAGAGCCUCGCGCGGUUUGCAGGAACUCACGGCGCGUGUCGCAGAGAGAGUAUGCAGCAUAUUAUAAUUAAUAAGGCGAUGGAGAAAUGUGUGUUUGUGCGAGUGCGUGAGUGUGAGAGACAGACUGGUGGGUGUGUCCCAGGGCUCCGGAGCCCGUCUGCCGCACCCGUCUCCCCGCCUGGUACCACCGCAUCCCCCGCACCGGGGUGGGGGUGGGUGGGGGAGGCUGAGGGUGGAGGGGAGGCGCUCCACCAGCAGGAGCGACGGUCGCAUCGGCCGGCGGGAGGAGGAUCGGGAGGAUCAGGGGAGAAGGAGGAGGAUCGGGAGCAGGAGGAGAACAUCCGGGUGCCGGACUCCUCCUCGCCGCAGUCGCGUUUCCGUGUCGGGGGUGCGGAGGAGAGAGAGAGAGAGAGAGCGAGAGAGAGAGAGAGAGAGAGAGAGAGAGAGAGAGACGCUGCGGAGCGCGCGCUGUGCGGGAUCACAUCGCCUCGUCUGGGCCGAAAAGCAGCGAUCGGAGGGACAGGAGACACGAGCGGAGCGGGACCGUGGCGCGAGGACACAUGGAUCCCUCGCUGACAGCAGCAGCAGCAGAGGCAGCGGCAGCGAUGUGAGGUGCGCGCGCGAAGAAGCUCCUCGGUGCGCGUGCUGCUCGGCCGACCCCCCGUUCCCCCGUCCCCCCCCCCUCCCUUGUCUCCUGUCCCCUGUCCCCCGUCCCCCGGUCCUCCGCCGUGUCGCCAUGAAGAAGUUCAACAUCAGGAAGGUGCUGGACGGCCUGACGGCCGCGUCCUCCUCCUCCUCAUCCUCCGCGCCCCCCCCACCGGGCACCCGGGAGAACGACGCGAUCCCGGAGAGCCUGCAGUCGGAGCACUUCCAGCUCUGCAAGACCGUGAGGCAUGGUUUCCCCUAUCAACCGUCUGCGAUGUCCUUCGACCCUGUGCAGAAGAUCCUGGCCAUCGGGACGCAGACCGGCGCCCUCAGGCUCUUCGGCCGUCCCGGGGUGGAAUGCUACUGCCAGCAUGACAGCGGGGCAGCAGUGAUUCAGCUGCAGUUCCUCAUCAAUGAGGGGGCGCUGGUGAGCGCCCUGGCAGACGACAGCAUUCACCUCUGGAACCUGAGGCAAAAGCGACCUGCGGUCCUUCAUUCGCUCAAAUUCAACAGGGAGAGGAUCACCUUCUGCCACCUGCCUUUCCAGAGCAAGUGGCUCUACAUCGGCACGGAAAGGGGCAACAUCCACAUCGUCAACGUGGAGUCCUUCACGCUCUCAGGCUACGUCAUCAUGUGGAACAAAGCCAUCGAACUGUCUUCUAAGGCCCACCCCGGACCGGUGGUCCAUAUAAGCGACAAUCCCAUGGAUGAAGGGAAGCUCAUAAUUGGAUUUGAAUCCGGCAUCGUGGUGCUGUGGGACCUGAAAUCAAAGAAAGCUGACUACCGUUACACUUACGACGAGGCGAUCCAUUCAGUGGCCUGGCACCAUGAAGGGAAGCAGUUCAUCUGCAGCCACUCGGACGGCACGCUGACCAUAUGGAAUGUCAAGUCCCCUGGCAAGCCCGCACAGACAAUCACCCCACACGGAAAGCAGCCAAAGGAUGGAAAGAAGCCUGAACCCUGCAAGCCCAUCCUGAAGGUGGAGUACAAGACCACCAGAGCCGGGGACCCCUUCAUGAUCCUGUCCGGGGGUCUGUCCUACGACACGGUGGGUAGAAGACCUUGCCUCACCGUGAUGCAUGGGAAGAGUACGGCUGUACUUGAGAUGGACUACCCCAUUGUGGACUUCCUGACGCUGUGCGAGACACCAUACCCCAACGAUUUUCAGGAACCGUACGCUGUCGUGGUCCUCCUCGAGAAGGAUUUAGUAGUUAUCGACCUCGCUCAAAACGGCUACCCGAUUUUUGAGAACCCGUAUCCGCUGACCAUCCACGAGUCCCCUGUGACGUGUUGUGAAUACUUUGCUGACUGUCCCGUAGACAUCAUACCUGCACUUUACUCUGUUGGGUCAAGACAGAAGCGGCAAGGUUACAGUAAAAAGGAGUGGCCCAUAAGUGGUGGUAACUGGGGGCUUGGCACUCAGAGCUACCCAGAGAUCAUCAUCACCGGACAUGCUGACGGGUCGGUGAAGUUCUGGGACGCAUCUGCAAUAAUGCUCCAGGUGCUGUACAAGCUGAAGACGGCCAAGGUGUUUGAGAAGUCCCGGAACAAGGAGGACAAGCCCUGCACGGACAUCGUGGACGAAGACCCCUUCGCCAUCCAGAUCAUGUCCUGGUGCGCGGAGAGCAGGAUGCUGUGUGUGGCGGGAGUGUCGGCGCACGUCAUCGUCUACCGCUUCAGCAAGCAGGAAGUGACCACGGAGGUGGUGCAGCUCCUGGAGGUCCGGCUGCAGUACGAACUGAACGACGCCGAUUCCCCGGAGACAGCGGCGGAGCAGCAGUCGCUCCCGGGCAGCACGUCGAGCCCCCAGACCAGCGCCCCGCCCUCACACCCGUCCACCAGCAGCAGCUCCUCAGACGGCAUCCGGGACAACGUGCCCUGCCUCAAGGUCCGCAGCGCACCCCUCAAGCAGUCACCAGGGUACCAGGUGGAACUCGUGGUGCAGCUGGUGUGGGUCAGCGGAGAGCCGCCCCAGCAGGUCACCAGCCUGGCCGUCAACUCCUCCUACGGGCUCAUGGCGUUCGGCAACAGUAACGGCCUGGCCAUCGUAGACUACCUUCAGAAGACCGUUCUGCUAAAUCUGGGGACGGUCGAGCUGUACGGUUCCAACGACCCCUACCAGAGGCAGCCGCGAUCGCCCCGGAAAUCGAGGCAGCCCUCCGGAGGUCUGUGCGACAUCAGCGAGGGUUCGACCACCUCGGAGGACCGCUGCAAAUCUCCCACUUCAGUGUUGGCGUCAAACCAUCAGCAGUUCCACAAUGGCGGCGGUAGAGGAGCUAAGAUGUCACGGAAAUUAAGUUUGCCUACUGAGCUAAAGCCAGACUUGGUCCUCCUGUCUGUAUGUCCUCUGCGGGCCGCCCCCCCAGACGCCCGGGACACCUCCUUCAGCCGCUCGCGCAGCUCCAGCGUGACGAGCAUCGACAAGGAGGCACGCGAGGCUAUCACGGCGCUGCACUUCGCCGACACGUUCGCCCGCAAGGGGGAGAACUGCGCCGCACCCACACUCUGGGUGGGCACCUCUCUGGGCACCGUGUUGGCCGUCGCUCUCAGCCUGCCCCCUGCAGGAGAGCAGAGGCUACUGCAGCCUGUCAUCGUGUCGCCGAGCGGCACGCAGAUCAGGCUGAAAGGGAGCAUCCUGAGGAUGGCCUUCCUGGACAGCGUGGGUGCCAUUCUCCCCCCUGCCCACGAGGCCUGGUACGAGCCCAACGCUCCCGACGAGCGAGAGGAGCGGGAGAAGGCACGCAAGAGACGGCCCGUGUCCGUGUCGCCCUCGGCCUCCCAGGAGCUCGGCGAGAUCCACUACGCCGUCGUGUGUUCCGAGAAGCAGGCCAAGGUGCUGGCUCUGCCCUCGCAGUCCUGCGUCUUCAAGCACAACAUCACGGAGACGUCCUUCGUGCUGCGCAGCGACGUCGUGCAGAUGAGCGGCAGCGUCUGCGUCACCUGCUUCUGCGCGAACGGCCACAUCAUGGCUCUGAGCUUGCCGAGUCUGAGACCGCUGCUGGACGUGAACUACCUGCCCCUGACGGACAUGCGCAUCGCCAGGACCUUCUGCUUCAGCAACAACGGGCAGGCCAUGUACCUGACGUCCCCCACGGAGAUCCAGAGGAUAACCUACAGCCAGGAAACGUGCGAGAACCUGCAGGAGAUGCUUGGUGAACUCUUCACGCCUGUGGAGACACCAGAAGCCCCCAACAGAGGCUUCUUCAAGGGGCUGUUUGGGGGUGGAGCCCAGUCCCUGGACCGGGAGGAGCUCUUCGGAGAGUCUGCGGCAGGGAAGGCAUCUCGGAGUCUCGCUCAGCACAUUCCGGGACCCGGCGGCAUCGAGGGGAUGAAGGGGGCGGCGUCGGGUGUGGUUGGGGAGCUGGCCCGUGCCCGCAUAGCGCUCGACGAGAGGGGGCAGAAACUUAGCGAGCUGGAGGAGAGGACGGCCGCCAUGAUGGCCAGCGCAGACUCCUUCUCCAAACACGCCCACGACAUGAUGCUGAAGUGCAAGGACAAGAAGUGGUACCAGUUCUGAUGAGGGCAGGGGGAGCCGAGGGGACUCCGUGCCAUUGGACACAGCGCCUCCCCCAAACCCCCAUCCCCACCCCCUCCCUAGCUCCCGACCUCCCGACCUCCCUUGGUUCUGCUGGACAGCGAGGGCAGGCCCCCAGAGGAUUGCUUCAGCACAGCACUGAGAUUCUGCCCUCCAACACCGUGGCUUCUGCUGGGAGGCGGACUGAGGGAAACGCAGAGGAGAGGAAUCACCUCCAUGGUGGCUUUUCCUUUGAUUGUUUGUUUCUUUGUUUCUUUAUUAUUUUGUUUGAGUGGUCCCUCCUCAGACCUGGAGGCUUCAUGGGGGGGGGGGGGGGGGUGCCCUUUCUGGGGGGGUUUAAGUUUCCAUUUCCAAGUGUCGUGUGCCACUCUGCUACCGCUGUCACAUCCUCCCCCGGGUCAAGAGCUAAAAGACAAAUGAAAAAUAAACA